AUGGCCGAUCAGGAAAGCCCGCUGGAGACAGCUCAACGGAUUGCGAUCCGAAAACGAGACGAUCUUCCGGCGUCUAUGCACAAAUACUGGCGGGUAAGAACUUCGCUCUUUUCUCGUUUUGAAGAAGGCAUCUUGCUAGACCAAGAAUCCUGGUUCUCCGUCACGCCAGAGGCUGUUGCAUAUCGUCUCGCGGAGCAAUGUGGGAACCUUAUCCAAUUUGCAACGACGUGCCAGCACGCGGUGGGCAUUGAGAUCGACCCUGUCAAGGCCGCCAUGGCGCGGCAUAAUGGUGUACUCACCGUGCUGUGCGGCGACUUUGUUGAAUUUGCCAAGAGCUACAGCUUCGAUUCGAGCAAAGCCGACGAAACGGCAAACGAGGCGCCAUGGUACGGCUGGAACCACAGGAAAAUUGAUAUCAUAUUUUCGUCACCGCCAUGGGGCGGCGUCGAUUAUCGCAACCCCCCAAAAGUCAUGUCGCCCUCUACUGGCCCUGACGAAUGGACACGUGUAGAAGAUAAGCGCCAUUCGCGCCGUCGUCCGCCCGCCAAGCUUGCAGAGCGCGCGAAAGCAGAAACAUGCGCAAACCUAAGCGUGGAUACUGCUGCAGCACCCCCAGAUGAAGACCAGGUCAUGACGCGAUGGGGAAACCAUGUGACAGACAAAUUGCAUUAUCCCGCCGAUAAUGAGGCGUUUUCAAAGUCACCGGCUACCAAAUAUUGGGACUCGUACUCGCUGAUGCGGCUGCAGCCAGUCAACGGUUUCGAAAUGUUUAAGCUGUGCCGCAGCAUUACACAAAAAAACCUAUUUUACCUACCUCGCAAUUUGGACCUAGAGGAAUUGGUGCAACUGACUAAGAGCAUCUCCGGAACGCACAUUUCUGCGCAUGUCGAGGAGCUGUGGCUUGGCACGCGCCUCAAGGCACUGGGCGUGUACCUGUCCUGA
Messenger RNA from Malassezia vespertilionis, 942 nucleotides. It is a transcript of the gene tgs1, whose product is annotated as putative diacylglycerol O-acyltransferase tgs1. Lineage: Eukaryota; Fungi; Basidiomycota; Malasseziomycetes; Malasseziales; Malasseziaceae. Gene Ontology annotation, biological process: 7-methylguanosine cap hypermethylation; 7-methylguanosine RNA capping. Gene Ontology annotation, molecular function: RNA cap trimethylguanosine synthase activity. Gene Ontology annotation, cellular component: nucleus. Bases 1 to 942 code for a protein of 313 amino acids. The record is from RefSeq and is a predicted model, not a curated record. The transcript is spliced from 6 exons.